Messenger RNA from Dromaius novaehollandiae (emu), 4349 nucleotides. It is a transcript of the gene RIN3, whose product is annotated as Ras and Rab interactor 3. NCBI's taxonomy places the organism in Eukaryota, Metazoa, Chordata, Aves, Casuariiformes, Dromaiidae. Gene Ontology annotation, molecular function: small GTPase binding; guanyl-nucleotide exchange factor activity. The transcript has 10 exons. The record is from RefSeq and is a predicted model, not a curated record. Gene Ontology annotation, cellular component: endocytic vesicle; cytosol. The coding region runs from base 517 to 3429 and encodes 970 amino acids. Gene Ontology annotation, biological process: vesicle-mediated transport; signal transduction.
GCUGCCUUAUAAAAUCCAUUACAAAGUUCACCAUCCUCUGUUGCCUCCUGAUAUACCUGUAGCCUGCAAAACAAUUUCCCCCCAAACUUGCUUAAGUUAGAGAAACAAACUAGAAGCUGACAGUCUCAGGCCCUUCUUUCUAAUAACGUUAACCUGCCUUCACUACUAAAUAUGGCUUUAUUAUACACAUACACACACCCUUGACCACCAAAGACUGCCUCUUCCUGAAAUCCCUCGUUCAUAUAAAUACAGGAAGUAGAAAUAAGAGAGGCUAAAAUCAGACCUUCUUGGUAGUUUGCUUUCAUUUCAGUGCUUGUUUAGUCCGCUGCCCUCCGAUACUACGGAGCCCGAAGCUGGUUUUAAACAUCCUCCCCCUGCUGCCCCUUAAAAUAUCAUCUUCUUCAGUGCAAAACCUAAGGAUGCGUAAUUUCUACUCAGCGAUGGAACGGAAUUGCUUUCUUCAGCAAGGAACUCUAAAGCCACUGUGAAACAGAAAGUGCCUUAAAGUUUGCUGUAAUGAUGAAAACAUCAGCAGGAGACAAGGGAGCCAGGGAUGACUCAGGCCCAAUCAACGACCCUGGCGAAGAGGGAGAAGAGACACAGCUCUGUCAAGCCAUUGCCCUGCGAAACUGCCUCUCACUUCCAGGAAUCAGCAUCCUUGAUAAACUCAUCAAAACCUGCCCCGUCUGGCUUCAGCUGAACAUGAACCAAGAAAGGGCUGGGGCGAUACUUGGCAAAGAAACAGCAGGGAUAUUCUUGGUUAGGAAAGAGGGUAAUGUGAACAACAUGGUCCUUGCAGUCCGCCUGCCAGCCCAAAAUGAGGCUCCUGACGUGCUGGAGUACAAUAUUAAAGAAGAAAAAUCGAUUCUGUACCUGGAAGGAUCUGUCCUGGUGUUUGAGGACGUCUUCAAGCUCGUUGCCUUCUACUGCGUCAGUAGGGAUUUGCUGCCCUUCACCCUGAAGCUACCACAAGCAAUAUUAGAAGCCAGUAGCUUUCAAGAUCUUGAAAUUGUCUCUAGUCUGGGAAUAGAUUUCUGGGAUUCCUCCUUAAACCACAGAAGAAGAGGGGGGAUAUCCCACCCUGCAAAAGCCUCUGCUCUCAGCACGGCCGAGGCAGACAGUUUAAGAUCUACCCAGUGUUUUGCAAGUAGCACAAACCACUGCUCAUGUGAAAUUGAGCUGUCAAUAGGAAAUGACAGGCUGUGGUUCGUGAAUCCUAUUUUUAUAGAAGAGUGCAGUAAUCCUUUUCCUCCAGAUGUACUGCCUCCUAAAAGCCAUGCUGUGAGCACCGAUCUCCCCCCUGUCACCACACUCUCUGAAAAGAGGUCUCCACGCCGCCCCCCACCACCUCCACCUUCUCACGGUCAUGCUCUGAAAUCCUCUCUGAAGCUCCGCCAGGACCCCAUGACUGCCUGUGAAGAAAACCAGCUGCUUCUUCAGCCACUGGGAAAGGCCAUCAAGGAAAUGAGAAUUGAGGGCGGUGACAGUAAAGAAGAAGAAGGGAAGCAAAGCUGCUCAGUCAAGGAACCAUUGGCACCGAGCCCCAAGAAGUGCUCCCAGCCCUCCAUCCCCCCGCGGAGGCGACUGUCUGAGAGGACCUCGGAUGAGAGUUGUGUGGGUAAGCCUGGAAGUUGUGAAACACUGAAAGGGGAACGCGCAGAUGAAAAACAGGACACCAGUACAGAGAGUGGAGAUAAAAGGCUGUUGUGCAGAAAGACUGUAGAAAUGCCUGGGGAGGUUCCUGAAAGAGCUGUAUCACAGUUUCAGGAGACAAAGCCUGAACCUGCAGAGAAGAAAGAGGGCAUGCGUGAGACACAAAGGAAUGCCACCGAGAAAGGAAAGACACCUCCUAUCCCACCACCAAGAAAGAAGAGACUUUCCCAGGCACCAAGCAUCCCCAGGUCUUGCCAGCUGAAGCAAAGAGCAGUUGCAGAGCUGAACUCGGCCGCGGUGAUCGCUUCAUCCAAGGAUGUCUCAGCACCAGCAGCUGGUGGUGCCACUUGCACAAAUGCUGAGACUGAAUCAGGACAUGGCCGCAAAUCCAUCAGCUCUGCAGAACUGAAAGGUUCGCAUUCGUCCCUGGAGGGCCCAGGAGGCAGCACUGUGGCUCAGGCAUCCGCAUCCGAGCCAGACUCCUACUCCACCAGCAGCACAGAGGAUGACCUAGAGGUGCUGGCUUGUCCGUCUGGUAAAAAAACACGUUCUGUGAUCUUGGGCAAGGCCAAGAACAGGCUGUCCUUUGUGAGCCUGUCUAAUGUCUUCACAGUCUUUUUGUCUAGUGACAGAAAGCUGCAGAAGAAGAUAGUGGAGCUGGCACAGGACAAGGAUUCAUACUUUGGCAACCUGGUGCGGGACUACAGAGUGUACAGUUUAGAGAUGAUGGCAAAGCAGAGUUCCAGCACAGAGAUGCUACAAGAAAUCCGGAUGAUGAUGACUCAGCUGAAGAGUUACUUAGUGCAGAGCACUGAGUUGAAAACUCUGAUAGACCCAGCUGCCUACACCGAGGAACAGAUAGAUGUGAUUGCUGAGUCAGCUUUGUACAAAUGUGUCCUGAAACCUUUAAAAGAAGCCAUUGAUUCUUAUUUAAAAGAAAUCCACAGCAAAGAUGGAUCUUUACAGCAGCUGAAAGAGAAUCAAGUCGUGAUACAAAACACAACUACUACUGACCUAGGUGUCACGACCAGUGUGCCUGAAACUGUUGUGCUGGAAAAAAUCUUUCACAAGUUCACGACCAUGCACAAGGCCUACUCCCCGGAAAAGAAGAUUGCCAUCUUGCUGAAGUCCUGCAAACUCAUCUAUGACUCCAUGGCUCAGGGGAACCCAGGGAAGCCAUACGGUGCAGAUGACUUCCUCCCUGUGCUCAUGUAUGUGUUGGCCCGCAGCAACUUGGCUGAAGUCCUUCUGAAUGUGGAGUAUAUGAUGGAGCUCAUGGACCCUGCUUUGCAGCUAGGGGAAGGUUCUUAUUAUUUAACAACCACCUACGGGGCCCUGGAGCACAUCAAGAACUAUGACAAAAUAACCGUCACUCGGCAGCUGAGCGUGGAGGUGCAGGACUCCAUUCACCGCUGGGAGAGACGGAGGACACUGAACAAGGCCCGGGCUUCCCGCUCAUCAGUGCAGGAUUUCAUCUCUAUCUCCUUUCUGGAGAUUGGUGCUCAGUCAAGGACACUGGCCUCCCGGAACGACACCACGGCUGAGCAGCUGAGUCAGCAGUGCGCAGAGAAGUUCGACGUCUCCCAGCCCAAGGACUACAGACUCUUUGUCUAUGUUGAUGACCAGUGGCUGCAGCUGGACAAAGAUGCCCUCCCUCACCACGUCAAAGCCUCCCUGCUGAAGAGUGAGAUCAAGAAAGAUUUCCACUUUAUUUAUAAACCAAUAGACCAUAAAAAGCCACCUGUUCCUGUUGUCAGGGAGUCGGACUUUCUCUAAGGGCAGUGCUGCUCUUGUGCUGUGUAUGCUGUGGUCCUGGAAGGGCUCAGAUAGUUUUUCUCGUGUGAUCCUUUGAUAUCUCCAGAUCUCAGAAAGCCUCUGGAGCUUGGCCUUGCACGCAGGGCAGAUAUGUGUGCUAAUUGUAGAUGCUGUCUGAAUACAGGGCAUUUCUCAGCAGAAUUCAAGUUCAGAAAUUAAAGGAGCAUUCAGGAGAACAUUCAUACUUCAGAAAACUUGAAGCAUCAAACCUCAGAACCUCCCUACAGCAACCAGUCAGCUUCACAGACUGUAAGCAGACAGUGGAGAACUAAUCCACAGGUCUUGCAGAAAAGUGGACUUUUAUCCCAGAAUAAACUAUGGUAGGUGUGAAUCACCUCUGUGCACAAGGCCUGAGAAAGGUUUGCACACACUCUCAAUGCUGUUUGGAGGUAAGAAAUAGUGUUUAUGCCUUACAAUAUCUUUGUUCACCCAGUUUGAAUAAAGUGAGUCUUGGCUGAUGUAUUCAGUGACAUGGGAUUGCCACCCGUAGCAGAACUCCGUCUCUGUCUUCCUGUUCGAAACAUGUAAUUGCCUUUGAAAUCUGCCUAAUUACAGACCAUGCAAGCUGAUCCUGUACAUCCUGUACAUUUUCUGCCAUCUGUUUGUCACUGAAAUCAAGUAGCAUAGGCACUUUCACCUGUGUAUUUCUCUUCUAAAAGAUUGAAAAUCUUCACCAUCAAUUUUACAUGUACAGUAGUUUUAAUCAAAUCUGUUGUAUGAUUGUUUGGUUAAUUGUAUAUUUAUUUCCAUGUUUGAUAUGGUGAAAUUGUUUUAAAAUAACUGUUUGUGAAGAACUUAAUAAUUUGUCCAUUGUAGCAACCUCAGUUCAAAUUUGAAGGUCAAAAGGGCUAGAAUUAAACACCCUUCUCUUUUUAACCAUA